Messenger RNA from Hymenoscyphus albidus, 1946 nucleotides. NCBI's taxonomy places the organism in Eukaryota, Fungi, Ascomycota, Leotiomycetes, Helotiales, Helotiaceae. The record is from the annotation of a GenBank genome assembly.
GUGGGCCAUCGCUCCUUCCCACUAGUUGUGUCCACCUUCAAAAACUUCUCCAUUCUUUCAAAUCGCCCCAGUCCUCAUUCACUUCCUGUGGUUCGGUUUCUGUCUCUACGAAAGCCCUCGUCGACGACAACUCCUUUCUCCUCUAUCAUUUCGACGUACAGGUCCACUAAUUCCGACUAAUCAUGUUUGGAAGAAAGAAGACCACCCCGGUGGUAGACGGCGAUUCUGAACCUGAGCCUUACGUUCAGAACGUUGAUCAUCUAGCAUCAACCCCAAAAACAAGAUGGGAACGAAUGUGGCCUGCCAUGGCCUGUGGCUCAGGUCUCUUCUCUGACGGAUACAUCAACAAUGUAAAAUUCAUCACCCAACUUCUCCGAAAUCUAGUAACGAUAUGUGUAGGUCAUCGGUUCCGUUUCCACCAUUUUGAAAACUUUGUACGGCACAGCAUACACUGGCUCCGGUGCGCAAGCGAAUAUCUCUGCCAUCACAUUUGCCGGAACUGUGUUGGGAAUGGGGAUCUUUGGUUAUACAAGUGAUAAAUUUUCGCGCUCACACUCGCUUACGAUUUCCACGGUUAUACUCAUCGUUUUUGCUGCGUUAGGUGCGGGAUCAUAUGGUUGGCAUGGAAAUCUAGAUGGGAUGUUUGCUGCGCUUACGGCAUAUCGUUUUCUCGUCGGUGUCGGUAUUGGAGGAGAAUAUCCCGCUGGAUCGGUCGCAUGCUCCGAAGCGACCGGAGAAUUGAAGUCUGGAUCGAGAAAUAGAUGGUUCAUUAUAUUCACAAAUGUUAUGAUUGAUGCGGGUUUUGUUGUUGGAGCUUUCAUUCCUUAUUUGAUGGUGGUUAUCUUUACCGAAAAGCAUCUAAGGGCUGCAUGGAGAGUUUCUUUGGGACUGGGUGUUGUGCCACCGCUCUUACUUUUGUAUCUUCGUAUGAAGCUCAAGGAACCGGAGGAGUUUAAGAGGUAAGUUCUUUUCAUUGCCCGUUUAAUAUUUCUAGGUCACUGACAAAAGCAGGGAGAGUAUGAAAAAUGUCAAGAUUCCGUAUGGUUUGGUUCUCAAAUAUUACGGCCCCCGACUUUUCAUGGUCAGCUUGAUUUGGUUCAUUUACGAUGUAUGAUAUCACCUUGCAUUGAUUUCCUCUGAGAUAUUCACUCAUUUCUAUAGUUUUCCACCUACUCGUUUGGUAUUUACUCUUCGGCUAUUCUCGCCAAUAUCUUACCGAAAACGGCCCCUUUAUCUCAAUCUUUCGGAUGGAAUACAGUCAUCAAUCUUUUCUACAUUCCAGGUGCCGUCCUCGGAUCUUUCUUUUCAGAUUGGGUCGGUCCCAAGUACGCACUUGUCAUUGGAGUGACCCUUCAAGGACUCGUUGGCUUCCUCAUGGCAGGACUUUACGGUGUUUUGUCAAGACCAGGAAAUGUCGCUGGUUUCGCCGUCGUCUACGGAUUUUUCUUGUCUCUCGGAGAAUUCGGACCAGGUGAUAACAUUGGACUAAUCGCAUCCAAAACUUGCGCUACUGGAAUUCGGGGUCAAUAUUACGCAGUUGCCGCUGCGAUUGGUAAGGUCGGAGCUUUUGUUGGCACUUAUGUUUUCCCAUAUAUCGAGAAAGCUGGUGGAGGCAAUACGGUCGCUUCAGCCCAGUACCCGUUCUAUGUCUCGAGUGCACUUUGCAUCUUCAGUGGUCUUAUUACUUUGUUCUUUAUCCCUAAUAUUGGACAAGAUACUAUUACUUCCGAGGAUAUUAAGUUUAGGGCGUAUCUUGAGGCUAAUGGAUGGGAUACUAGUCAACUUGGGCUGGAAAAGGUUGACAAUAUUGAGGGAGGAAUAAGUCCUAUGGAGCAACAGGAGGAGGUGCAUAAGAACUAAUUGUUGGGGGAUUGGAAUGUUUUUAUAUUGAUUUUCGAGCAUAGUUCAGCAGUGAAAUAGUCGAGUUGAUUUUAUUUUGAAGGAAA